AUGGACUUCCAGAUCAUCCACAAUGCAAUGAAAGAAUGCUCGGCUCUGGACUGCCUGCACUGCGUCCCAGAGAAAGCAGGAGGGGCCUGCGAGAUCACCACCGUAACCUGCCCACCGGACAAAGACGCGUGUGCCGCUGCCAAGUUCCGCAGAAGCCCAUACGGUCAUUACCAGAAGUGCAUGUCCAUGUCAGGCUGUGAGAUGGUGAAACAGAACGCUUUCAUCAACAUCAAGUGCUGUCAGAAGGACUUCUGCAACACCUUUGACUGAUCUGCCGCUGCCAUAUAUCAGCAUGACUCAUAAAACAGCUUUCAAUAAAAUAGACACAUGAAUCAAGUUACAUAUGUUUAUGCAUGUUUUUUAGAAAAAGUUUUUUUGUGCAAUGUUACAAAAACAGCCUGUUUCAAUGUGGUCAUUAAUAUUAAAAUAAACUAAGCAUGCUAGCAUUUUUGUUGAUGGUGUGAUUUACUUGCUUUUUAAUACAGAUAUCAUACAAAUACAUACACUCUCACUUCACAGAAAAUUGUUUAUAAAUGAUUUUAAAAAUAUAUACAAAAUUACCAAUAAAAUGCAAUAGAAGACUAUUUACAUCACAAACAAAUAUAUUGCAAUAUUAUUAGUGCAUAUCAUUUGCAUUAAUUGAGUAAUACAAAGGGGUUACAAAAAUGUAAAACCUAAUAUAAAAACAUCCUUAAAAAUGUUUUAUUUAGUGAUCAGUAAAACCUUUUUAUUUUACUAAUCAUCAGUCGGUCCAGGAGCCAGCUGAUUUGUUUUUAUUAUUUUUAUUAUUAUUAUUAUUUUUGUUAUUAUUAUUACUUUUUUUUUCAACUGCUUAAACACCUUUUCAAAACUUUGCACACAAAUCCAAGAAUUGCACCCACAAAAUGCAAAAUGCCUCACAUCGCUUGCAAAAUGAAGCACUGCAUUCAAAAUAUCACAAACACAUCUCAAAAGUAAACACCUUUGCCAUAAUAUUAAUUCCUGUUAAAUGUUUGUGUGUUACAUAGAGAAUUGUGUGUUGUGUUUUGCAAAAAGAGUUUUAUGAAAUUGAAAACUGAGUCAAAGGCUGAGAAUUAGUGUAUGGUUUUGCAGAUUUGAUAUGUGGUUCUGCUGUUUGAGUGUCAGCUUUCAGGAAUUGUGUGACAAAGAUUUUGUGUAUAUGCAGUUGAAAAAAAAACUGUAUAACUUGUGUUUAUGAUUAUUUUUUAUUGAUAUAUGCUUGUAUGUUGUUUGUUUUAUUUGUGUACUGUAUUUGCACAUUUGAUUCGUAUGUUUUGAUAUGAAUGAAUAUGAAUUGAUA
Messenger RNA from Onychostoma macrolepis, 1300 nucleotides. RefSeq names its product CD59B glycoprotein-like. The record is from RefSeq and is a predicted model, not a curated record. The transcript has 3 exons. Bases 1 to 270 code for a protein of 89 amino acids. Lineage: Eukaryota; Metazoa; Chordata; Actinopteri; Cypriniformes; Cyprinidae.